GGGGCGGGGGGGGCCUGGCCCCGGGGCGGUGGUGCGGGAUGCCGCCGCCUCCGGGUCGCAUUCGUUCUCCACGGCUAGUACCCGUGUCGGGUGGGUGGCUGGGCGUGGGCCUCGCCCUUCAGCCCCCUCGCCAGGGCUAGCCCGGCUGCGCGGCGCCCGGAGGGGGCCGGGCCGUCCGGUGGGGCCGCGGCCCUAUUCCGCGCAGCGAGCUCGCCCUCUCGCGGCUCCCCGGCCGGGCCGCCGCCGCCCCUCUCCCCGCCCAGAGGCGCCCUGGGGGCACCAUGCAGGCGCAGCAGCUGCCCUACGAGUUUUUCAGCGAAGAGAACGCGCCCAAGUGGCGAGGACUGCUGGUGCCUGCCCUGAAAAAGGUCCAGGGGCAAGUUCAUCCUACUCUUGAGUCUAAUGAUGAUGCUCUUCAGUAUGUUGAAGAAUUAAUUUUGCAGUUAUUAAAUAUGCUAUGCCAAGCUCAGCCCCGAAGUGCUUCAGAUGUAGAGGAACGUGUUCAAAAAAGUUUCCCUCAUCCAAUUGAUAAGUGGGCAAUAGCUGAUGCCCAAUCAGCUAUUGAAAAGAGGAAGCGAAGAAACCCUUUAUCUCUCCCAGUAGAAAAAAUUCAUCCUUUAUUAAAGGAGGUCCUAGGUUAUAAAAUUGACCACCAGGUUUCUGUUUACAUAGUAGCAGUCUUAGAAUACAUUUCUGCAGACAUUUUAAAGCUGGUUGGGAAUUAUGUAAGAAAUAUACGGCAUUAUGAAAUUACAAAACAAGAUAUUAAAGUGGCAAUGUGUGCUGACAAGGUAUUGAUGGAUAUGUUUCAUCAAGAUGUAGAAGAUAUUAAUAUAUUAUCUUUAACUGAUGAAGAACCUUCCACUUCAGGAGAACAAACUUACUAUGAUUUGGUAAAAGCAUUUAUGGCAGAAAUUCGACAAUAUAUAAGGGAACUAAAUCUAAUUAUAAAAGUUUUUAGAGAGCCUUUUGUCUCCAAUUCAAAAUUGUUUUCAGCUAAUGAUGUAGAAAAUAUAUUUAGUCGUAUAGUAGAUAUACAUGAACUUAGUGUAAAGUUACUGGGCCAUAUAGAAGAUACAGUAGAAAUGACAGAUGAAGGGAGUCCCCAUCCACUAGUAGGAAGCUGCUUUGAAGACUUAGCAGAGGAACUGGCAUUUGAUCCAUAUGAAUCGUAUGCUCGAGAUAUUUUGCGGCCUGGUUUUCAUGAUCGUUUCCUUAGUCAGUUAUCGAAGCCUGGGGCAGCACUUUAUUUGCAGUCAAUAGGUGAAGGUUUCAAAGAAGCUGUUCAAUAUGUUUUACCCAGGCUGCUUCUGGCUCCUGUUUACCACUGUCUCCAUUAUUUUGAACUUUUGAAGCAGUUAGAAGAAAAAAGUGAAGAUCAAGAAGACAAGGAAUGUUUAAAACAAGCAAUAACAGCUUUGCUUAAUGUUCAGAGUGGUAUGGAAAAAAUUUGUUCUAAAAGUCUUGCAAAACGAAGACUGAGUGAAUCUGCAUGUCGGUUUUAUAGUCAACAAAUGAAGGGGAAACAACUAGCAAUCAAGAAAAUGAACGAGAUUCAGAAGAAUAUUGAUGGUUGGGAGGGAAAAGACAUUGGACAGUGUUGCAAUGAAUUUAUAAUGGAAGGAACUCUUACACGUGUAGGAGCCAAACAUGAGAGACACAUAUUUCUCUUUGAUGGCUUAAUGAUUUGCUGUAAAUCAAAUCAUGGGCAGCCAAGACUUCCUGGUGCUAGCAAUGCAGAAUAUCGUCUUAAAGAAAAGUUUUUUAUGCGAAAGGUACAAAUUAAUGAUAAAGAUGACACCAAUGAAUACAAGCAUGCUUUUGAAAUAAUUUUAAAAGAUGAAAAUAGUGUUAUAUUUUCUGCCAAGUCAGCUGAAGAAAAAAACAACUGGAUGGCAGCAUUGAUAUCUUUACAGUACCGGAGUACAUUGGAAAGGAUGCUUGAUGUAACAAUGCUACAGGAAGAGAAAGAGGAGCAGAUGAGGCUGCCUAGUGCUGAUGUUUAUAGAUUUGCAGAGCCUGACUCUGAAGAGAAUAUUAUAUUUGAAGAGAACAUGCAGCCCAAGGCUGGAAUUCCAAUUAUCAAAGCAGGAACUGUUAUUAAACUUAUAGAGAGGCUUACAUACCAUAUGUAUGCAGAUCCCAAUUUUGUUCGGACAUUUCUUACAACAUACAGAUCCUUUUGCAAACCUCAAGAACUACUGAGUCUUAUAAUAGAAAGGUUUGAAAUUCCAGAGCCUGAGCCAACAGAAGCUGAUCGCAUAGCUAUAGAGAAUGGAGAUCAACCUUUGAGUGCAGAAUUAAAAAGAUUUAGAAAAGAAUAUAUACAGCCUGUGCAGCUUCGAGUAUUAAAUGUAUGUCGGCACUGGGUAGAGCACCACUUCUAUGAUUUUGAAAGAGAUGCAGAUCUUUUACAACGAAUGGAAGAAUUUAUUGGAACAGUAAGAGGUAAAGCAAUGAAAAAAUGGGUUGAAUCCAUCACUAAAAUAAUCCAAAGGAAAAAAAUUGCAAGAGACAAUGGACCAGGUCAUAAUAUUACAUUUCAGAGUUCACCUCCCACAGUUGAGUGGCAUAUAAGCAGACCUGGGCACAUAGAGACUUUUGACCUGCUCACCUUACACCCAAUAGAAAUUGCUCGACAACUCACUUUACUUGAAUCAGAUCUAUACCGAGCUGUACAGCCAUCAGAAUUAGUUGGAAGUGUGUGGACAAAAGAAGACAAAGAAAUUAACUCUCCUAAUCUUCUGAAGAUGAUUCGACAUACCACCAACCUCACUCUAUGGUUUGAGAAAUGUAUUGUAGAAACUGAAAAUUUGGAAGAAAGAGUAGCUGUGGUGAGUCGAAUAAUUGAGAUUCUACAAGUCUUUCAAGAGCUGAACAACUUUAAUGGUGUCCUUGAAGUUGUCAGUGCCAUGAAUUCAUCACCUGUUUACAGAUUAGACCACACAUUUGAGCAAAUACCAAGUCGCCAGAAGAAAAUUUUAGAAGAAGCUCAUGAAUUGAGUGAAGAUCACUAUAAGAAAUAUUUGGCAAAACUCAGGUCUAUUAAUCCACCAUGUGUGCCUUUCUUUGGAAUUUAUCUCACUAAUAUCUUGAAAACAGAAGAAGGCAACCCUGAGGUCCUAAAAAGACAUGGAAAAGAGCUUAUAAACUUUAGCAAAAGGAGGAAAGUAGCAGAAAUAACAGGAGAGAUCCAGCAGUACCAAAAUCAGCCUUACUGUUUACGAGUAGAAUCAGAUAUCAAAAGGUUCUUUGAAAACUUGAAUCCAAUGGGAAAUAGCAUGGAAAAAGAAUUUACAGAUUAUCUUUUCAACAAAUCCCUAGAAAUAGAACCACGAAACCCUAAGCCUCUCCCAAGAUUUCCAAAAAAAUAUAGCUAUCCCCUAAAAUCUCCUGGUGUUCGUCCAUCAAACCCAAGACCAGGUACCAUGAGGCAUCCCACACCUCUUCAGCAGGAGCCAAGGAAAAUUAGUUAUAGUAGGAUCCCUGAAAGUGAAACAGAAAGUACGGCAUCUGCACCAAAUUCUCCAAGAACACCGUUAACACCUCCGCCUGCUUCUGGUGCUUCCAGUACCACAGAUGUUUGCAGUGUAUUUGAUUCCGAUCAUUCGAGCCCUUUUCACUCAAGCAAUGAUACCGUCUUUAUCCAAGUCACACUGCCCUAUGGCCCAAGAUCUGCUUCUGUAUCAUCUAUAAGUUUAACCAAAGGCACGGAUGAAAUGCCUGUCCCUCCUCCUGUUCCUCCACGAAGACGACCAGAAUCUGCCCCAGCAGAAUCUUCACCAUCUAAGAUUAUGUCUAAGCAUUUGGACAGCCCCCCAGCCAUUCCUCCUAGGCAACCCACAUCAAAAGCCUAUUCACCACGGUAUUCAAUAUCAGACCGGACUUCUAUAUCAGAUCCUCCUGAAAGCCCUCCCUUAUUACCACCACGAGAACCUGUGAGGACACCUGAUGUUUUCUCAAGCUCACCACUACAUCUCCAACCUCCCCCUUUGGGCAAAAAAAGUGAUCAUGGCAAUGCCUUCUUCCCAAAUAGCCCCUCCCCCUUUACACCACCUCCUCCUCAAACACCUUCUCCUCACGGCACAAGAAGGCAUCUGCCAUCACCACCAUUGACACAAGAAGUGGACCUUCAUUCCAUUGCUGGGCCGCCUGUUCCUCCACGACAAAGCACUUCUCAACACAUCCCUAAACUCCCUCCAAAAACUUACAAAAGGGAGCACACACACCCAUCCAUGCACAGAGAUGGACCACCACUGUUGGAGAAUGCCCAUUCUUCCUGAGUUCCUCUGUACUGGGAUGUAUAUUUUCCUAGCCCCAAAUCCAUUGCUGGCAAUGGAUGCACUGAAUGUGCCAGCACUGAGGAGUUAAAAUGAGAACUCCAAACACUAACGACUUUUCUUCAAGAUGCAGUAUAAGACAAUGAAUUUUAACCUAGAUGUAAUUAUAAAGUGAAAAUGGUAUUCCAGUUUAGAAUAUGGAACGACUGACCUAGAGGAAUUGGACAACUGAUUGCACCUGAAAAUCAAGUAAAGGGACUUUUUCUGGCCAAUAGGCUGGAGUCCCCUUUUUGUGAAAUGAUCUUUAUCAUAAGGGAUGGAAAACAUAGUCUGGUGUCCAGCAGGCCCACCUGAUGACCGUUUUUGUAAUUCAAAUUAUGCACUUUUAAAAAAAACUUAAACAGGGAUCUUAAUAUCUUCCUUUGUUUUCCUUUGCUUUACUCUUCUACUUUAGAAUAUUUUCUUAAAAAUCACUCAAAGGACUGUGAGGAAAGGCUGUGGUACCUGACCUUGUUGAAAUCAAGGCCCAGCACUGUACUACAGUCCUGUUUACAGAUUAUUACAGUGAACUGAAUGGGUACCGAGGCUUCACCAAAGAGGUACUUUUUUUGUUGUUGUUGUUGUUGUUUUAGGAAUAAUUAUUAUCAAUUUUAAGAGCAUUCCCCCUCACCUGUCCCCACACACCCAAACAAAAUGUGGUGGUGUUGCCUUCAAAAAAAGAGAAGUUUUGUGUCAUUAACAUGACAGAAGAACUUUAAAAAAAAAAACCAUCAAGUAUUCUAUUUGCAUUUAGAAGACUGUUAAUCUAUGCUAGAUUGUCAUUUUCCCUCCUUCUCCCACAAAAGUUUACUGGUAAUCGAUGUCAUGGCUCAUAUCUAUCCCUCUAACCAUACCAUGGAAAUGCAGGCACCCAAUGUGAAAAGGAGCACUUGCUGGGCAUCACUGACACUGUUCAUGUUUUACUAAUAGUUGAGUAAUCAGCAUAUCUAGAAUUAUCUUGCAUUACCUAAAUCAUAUGUAUAUAGUGAAUGUUAUAUAAUAUACCUGGCAGGUCUGUUUUAAUUUAAUUGAAUAAAGAUACAAAUACUUUGUUUGGCUGGCAUAUAUUAAAUUAUUAUAUGAAGAAAAUGGUUGAUUCUUUUUUCUUUUAGUUGAAAAACACACAAAAACACUAAACAUAAAAGCACGUAUUGUGGUACGCCUUGGUUUCUAGUUCUGGAUAUAUGUCUUAAUCCUAAAGAAUGAUCUAAAGUCACAGUUUGGCAUAUAGAAAGAUAUUUGGUUAGAAUAGGAUGGGUAUCUUUUAAGCAGAACUUUGUAAGUUGUAAGUUCCUAAGCAACAUGUAUACAGUUAAGGUUUAUGUGGAACAUUCUACCUUGCUUGAGGUUUUCUGCUUUAUCAAAUCUAUUCAUAAUAGAACAUCUACCUGCAUCAUUACUAUCAUAAUAUGAUUAUUCAUAAAGUGUGUGUACUAUUCUUCUGAGUCUAACAUAUACUGUGACUGAAAUGCAUGCACCUUGUUGAAGAGAAAACAUUUUAUUAAUCUCCACUAUAACGUCUGUGAAAUGUGCGGUAUUCCAUCCUUAGAGUUAUGUGGUUCAUCAGUGUCUGCGUGUAUCCUCUGAAUAAUGAAACAACAUUUCCACAAUUCUGUUCACCACACCAUUAGAGACAUUUUUAGGAGUGCUGCAACAUGGUGGGAACUUAGUACUUUAAUAAUUUCCUAUAUUUAUUAAAGCGUAAAAUAUACAUCACGAUAGUACAGAUGUAGUCCUUUAAGACCAGAAGGUAUGUUAACUGCACCAUCAUUAAGCAGUCUAUCCUAUAUUCUUAUUUCUUAGAGUUGAAUCCUUUUUGUUCACUAUCUAUACCAUUCCUAUGAUGAUAGCCAUUUUUCUCUUUAUAAAAUAUUUCUUCUUGAAAAGUGUCCUAAAAAAUUAAUUUCAUAUCCCUUCUUGGAUGCAAAGUGUCCAUAAGACCAUCCACUCAACAGUAUUUAUCUAAGCCAACUUACUAGUGCUGCUACAGCUAAUCAUGAUACACCGUCCAGACUCUCCCAGGACUUUUUACCGCGCCAGCCUCGUUGUCCCUAGGAUUUCCCUUUUUAUGUCUCAUGGAUUACUUCUCUUUUUAAUUGCCCCAGGCCCAUUUCAAGUGAGAACCUGAUAAAAGUCACAUUGGACCCCAUUCAAUAUGUCUUUGGCUAAUGUGUUAGUAGCCUUCAAUAAGGUGAUAACCCCUUUUCAAUCUAUCUAUAAAGAGGAAAAAUUCAAAUUUGGAGUUCUAAUCUUAUUUUUCCCAAAGGGAACUAUUCUUCUACCCCAUGGUUCUAGGAGACCACUUCACUGUGCAACAGCUUUAUAUAUGCAUUGUGGAUAGAGGAUAUUUUUAUUCUGAACGGUGACAUUUGGGUAAAAAUAUUUUCUGCAGUGGUAAUUCAUAAGAAAAAUUACAGUUGGAUGCCCUUAGGUGGAGGUGAGAAAACAAUAUCCUCACCUUCUCAGUAUGAAACAUUAACUAGUUGAUAAAUUUUUAACUAGUUGAUAAAUUUAUCCUUGUAACAAAAAUAUACUUGAUGAGGGACCAGAAAUGCCAGAGAGCAUCAUUACAAAAUUCUGCUUUUGAAUCCUGGACAUUACAGGGGGGUGAAUGCAGCAUGACUUUUUGUUAACGACAUUCUAAAACGUAGAACAUUUCUUUUAGAAAUGAAAAUAUUUCAAGGCUGACUUUACUUAGUGGGCUGAUAAUCAAUAUAAAUAAAGAGAAGUUUUUCCCAUCUACACACUUUUUAAAACAGGAACAGAUAAGAAUAUGUGUUUCUAAAUUUAUUAAAAUACUGAGGUUAUUUACUCUUCCCAGUCCUCCAAAUAUAUUUUAAGACUAUACAUUAUCAGGAAGUAUACAAACACUGAGAUUUGGCUUAUUUAAAGGUUGUUGGGCAUCAAGUUAUGUUUAGUAGGUUACUAUUCUCUUAAGGACGCUUUAACGGAUCUGAAUUUAACAAAGAGCAUACCACACUAAUACUACAAUCAACAACAGUCCAGUCAACAAUUACUAUGUCAGCUGGAGGCUAUAUUAUGAUUCUAAAUUUUUAAAGGUUUUUUUCCCUGUCCAUAAAUCAAAAAUUACCUUAUGUAAACCAAAAAUUAGUUGGUAUUUAUGGUCAUUAUCCUAAUUCUCAAGUUUAGCUUACUUUAAAAUCUUGUACUUCAUUGUCUUUUAAUAUGACAAAUUCAGACUUUUAAGUGGCUCAGUAAAAUAAAUGAGGAGUGUCCCAAUUAGUGUUGUACAUAUUGAGGAAAACUUUUUUGUUCCUUCAGAUUUAGAAACAAUUUAACCACUUAUUUCAUGGUAUUCUGCUGCUGUGAAUAGAUUUACUUAUUCUUUUAACAUAUAUUAUAUGACUACACAAGUAUAGGUCCUGUUGUAGUCCACAUUAAUCUUUACCAGUAAAUAAACAUCACAAGGUUAAUACUGGUUUGGCAGAAAGAAUUAUGCAGUAAAAUUAUUUAUAAGGGAACAUGAUGAUUUUAUUCAAUAUUUUUCUUCUUUGAAACAUCUCAUUACUAACUUAUAAAAUUACUUCAUAAUCCCUUAUACAUGAGCCAAUGAAAUAUUUUUUGAGUUCUUAAGCAUGAAGACUAUAUUUAAAAUCUAAACAAUAAAAGCACUUGUAACUCGUUUAGUAAAUUCCAUGCCUUAUUUUCCAUUUUUGACACCGUAAAGUGCAUUUUCUGUCAACUGUGAGCAAAUUUCCCUUUUGCCUUUAAUGAAAAUAGUGCAUUAAGUAGCCAAUUGCUGCAGAAUUAUAAAGCAAGUUAGCUAACGGUGGGUCACAUUGGACUACCACUCAAAGAAACAAGAUACAUAACAGAUGGAAGGUACAUGUGGUGUGGCUUAGGGAGAGCGCACCUGUGCCAGAUGCAUGCCACUUUCAGUAGCUGCCAAAUGUGCCUUUAAUUAAGAACAUCUCUAAUUUUUUUCUUCAGAUCAAGUCAGCAUUUGGGGGCGGGAUUAGGGCAGGGAACUUUGGGGUGCAAAUAUCUGGUGAAACCACCAGAGAAUUUGUCAAAGUGACAUGUAUAGUUUUAGUUGAGAUGUGUUUGUGUAUAUAUGUGUAUUUGCCUUUGUUUAGUAGCACGGUUAUUUGCUAAAAAUAAUUGUCAAAAAAAAAUUGCUCUGUCGGUCUUACUUUGAUGUAAGAACAAAGUGUGGUCUAUACAUCUAAUAUGGCCUUUGUACCUAACCAUGUUCAUAGGUAAUCUUUGUACUCUGUGUGCAGCAGUAUUUGGUUUGCAUUUUAAGUGAAAAUAACGGCUGUUAUUUUUCUGGCAUUACUAAGAUAAACCGAAAAAUAAUAAAGAAAAAUGCCUUACAUA
Molecule: messenger RNA, 8660 nt
Organism: Callithrix jacchus (white-tufted-ear marmoset)
Lineage: Eukaryota; Metazoa; Chordata; Mammalia; Primates; Cebidae
Gene: SOS1
Product: SOS Ras/Rac guanine nucleotide exchange factor 1
Biological process (GO): Ras protein signal transduction
Cellular component (GO): plasma membrane
Molecular function (GO): guanyl-nucleotide exchange factor activity; protein heterodimerization activity
Source: RefSeq, a predicted model, not a curated record